Spinacia oleracea (spinach) is the source of this 1938-nucleotide messenger RNA. Its product is annotated as (R)-mandelonitrile lyase-like. The coding region runs from base 209 to 1831 and encodes 540 amino acids. The record is from RefSeq and is a predicted model, not a curated record. The transcript is spliced from 3 exons. Gene Ontology annotation, molecular function: oxidoreductase activity, acting on CH-OH group of donors; flavin adenine dinucleotide binding. NCBI's taxonomy places the organism in Eukaryota, Viridiplantae, Streptophyta, Magnoliopsida, Caryophyllales, Amaranthaceae.
ACUUUCCCCAACCAAAAUUAGUCCAACUUAUUAUUGCUCAAAACAUGCGCAAACUUUUAUUAAUUAACAAACAAUAUUACUUCUCUAGCUAAUUAGUUGCUACCUUAAAACUCACAUUACAAGCUAGACUCCUUUUAAUUGCAUGCAUUUUCACAAACCAACAUUAUCAUUGUCUUUUUACUAUUUCUAAACUACAACAAUACCAUAGAUGAUGAAGAGGCUUCAAGAAACAUGUAUUAUUAUACUUUGGUUUCUUAUCCAUUGCAUUCUUUCCUCCAUAUCCUUAUCGUCCUCCUCCUCUCCUUCAUGUAACAAAGGACCUAAACUUGAACUUCCUUACAUGACUUCGGAUGUCAAUGAAGUCGAAGGCAAAUCUUUCGACUACAUAAUAGUCGGAGGAGGAGCAUGCGGUUGCCCAUUAGCUGCUACACUCUCGGAGAAAUUCUCGGUCCUCGUAAUCGAACGAGGAGACACUCCUUAUAGCAACCCAACAAUUUUGGAAAGAACAAAGUUCGGUUACCCAUUAGUGGAAACAAACAAGUACACUUCAGCAGCACAAGAGUUCAUUUCCUUAGACGGAGUUUUGAAUUACAGGGGUAGAGUCCUAGGAGGAUCCACGGCUAUAAAUAGCGGGUUUUAUAGCCGGGCAAGUGACCCGUUUAUUAAGAAAAUGGGUUGGGAUGAGGAAAUGGUGAAACAAGCUUAUGAAUGGGUAGAAUCUAAGGUGGUUUUCGCGCCGGAAAUGUUGAGCCCUUGGCAAUCUGUUGUGUUAGAUGGGCUUUUGGAAGCAGGGGUUUUGCCUUUUAAUGGGUAUACUUUGGAGCAUGUUCAAGGGACUAAAUUGAGUGGUACGAUUUUCGAUGUUUCUGGGAGACGACAUACGGCUGCUGAUCUUCUUGGAGGAGGUAAUCCUAAGAACAUUGUUGUUCUCUUGAAUGCUACUGUGAGCAAGAUCUUCUUCCACCCUGAUUCAGGGGAUCAACCAAGAGCAAAAGGAGUAAAGUUCAUCAAAAGUGAAGAUGACAACAAAAAAUCCUACAAAGUGUACCUCAAGAAGCCAGAAAAUUCAACCUUACCAGUAGGUGAAGUUAUACUUACAGCAGGAGCAUUAAGCAGCCCACAAAUCCUCAUGCUAAGUGGAAUCGGACCGUCGAAUCACCUCGAAAACUUCAACAUUUCAGUAGUAUCAAACUUAAAAAGUGUAGGAGACAAAAUGCAAGACAAUCCAGCAAUAUCUCUACUAGUAGACUCGAAACCAAAAUCACGAGUACCCGAUACACCCCAAGUAACAGGCAUAGCAGAAGACUAUAAAGUCAUACUCGAAUCGAUCAUCGUACCUGUUAGCAAAAACUUAACAAGGGUUUCAAUAGCUGGUAAGCUUGCAUUCCCUGCCUCAACUGGAAAACUCGAGCUAAAGAACAAGGAUCCAAGGGAAAACCCACUUGUACAAUUUAAUUACCUUUCAAGAGAUGAAGAUAUGGAGUUUUGUGUUAAGAUUCAUCAAUUGGUAGAGGAAGUAUCAAUGUCCAUGGCAGUGAGUGUAUAUUUGGGGAAUGAACGUAACAGGUUAGAGAAGUUGGGGAAGGAAGAGAGUAAAGAGUAUUGUAAGAAGAAUGUGAGUACAUUUUACCAUUAUCAUGGUGGGUGUAUUAUAGGUGAAGUGGUUGAUAAGGAUUAUAAUGUUAAUGGGGUUAAGGGUUUGAGGGUUAUGGAUGGUUCUACAUUGGUGGAAUCUCCUGGGACUAAUCCUAUGGGUACGUUGAUGAUGCUUGGGAGGUACCAAGGUUUGAAGAUUGUACAGGAAAGAACGCAAUCUUCUUCAAGAUCCUAACUUGUAAUUAAGACUCUUGUUAGUAAUUUUGUGUGAUUUAUUAUGCAAUAUAAUUUGUUAGUACUCUGUAAUUGUUUUAGAUAUAAACAUAAAGGUGUGAAAUGCUA